UGUGUAGUGUCAUACAAUCAAGAUUUAAGUAAUAUUCACUGAGCUUUUGAUUAUUUGCUUUUUAACUCUACUUUUCAGAAUGUAAAUACAUAACUGGAUGCAAUGUCUAAACGGAAGAGAAUUAGUCCUGUGGAGGAUGCCACUACACACAUUCUGUCUGGCAAAGACAAGCCAUGCUUUGAGGAGAGAUUCAUUAACUCUCAUAAAGGUAGAGGUGUGUUUGCUAGCAUGUCCAUUGACAAAGGAUGCUUCAUUCUUGAAUACCGUGGAAAGUUAAUUUCCCAAGAGGAGAGCCAAAUAAGACAGAAUAAAUACAGUGAAACAGAAAAUACCUUCUUAUUUGACUUUGAUUGGGACGGAAAACAAUGGUGCAUUGAUGCCUCAAAAGAAGAUGGUUCACUUGGGAGAUUAGUGAAUGACGAUUACAAGUCUCCUAACUGUAAAAUUAAAAAAAUAGGUGUUGGAGGCAAACCACAUCUGUGUUUGUUUUCAAUUAAGGACAUAGCUUCUGGUGAAGAAAUAACAUACAACUAUGGAGAUUCAAAAUGGCCAUGGCGUACUCUGAUCAACCGAGCAGACUCUUGCAGUGAUGAGAACACGCCAUCAGAAGAGGCCGCAUGCUUUCCUACCAAAAUCAACAAGAAGUCAACUGAACAGAUCAACCGAGCAGACUCUUGCAGUGAUGAGAACACGCCAUCAGAAGAGGCCGCAUGCUGUCCUACCAAAAUCAACAAGAAGUCAACUGAACAGAUCAACCGAGCAGACUCUUGCAGUGAUGAGAACACGCCAUCAGAAGAGGCCGCAUGCUGUCCUACCAAAAUCAACAAGAAGUCAACUGAACAGAUCAACCGAGCAGACUCUUGCAGUGAUGAGAACACGCCAUCAGAAGAGGCCGCAUGCUUUCCUACCAAAAUCAACAAGAAGUCAACUGAACAGAUCAACCGAGCAGACUCUUGCAGUGAUGAGAACACGCCAUCAGAAGAGGCCGCAUGCUUUCCUACCAAAAUCAAUAAGAAGUCAACUGAACAGAUCAACCGAGCAGACUCUUGCAGUGAUGAGAACACACCAUCAGAAGAGGCCGCAUGCUUUCCUACCAAAAUCAAUAAGAAGUCAACUGAACAGAUCAACCGAGCAGACUCUUGCAGUGAUGAGAACACGCCAUCAGAAGAGGCCGCAUGCUGUCCUACCAAAAUCAACAAGAAGUCAACUGAACAGACUCCUUAG
Danio aesculapii is the source of this 1224-nucleotide messenger RNA. Its product is annotated as inactive histone-lysine N-methyltransferase 2E-like. Lineage: Eukaryota; Metazoa; Chordata; Actinopteri; Cypriniformes; Danionidae. The record is from RefSeq and is a predicted model, not a curated record. Bases 103 to 1224 code for a protein of 373 amino acids. Gene Ontology annotation, molecular function: protein binding. The transcript has 11 exons.